Messenger RNA from Fusarium vanettenii 77-13-4, 1493 nucleotides. Its product is annotated as 26S proteasome regulatory complex, ATPase RPT6. Gene Ontology annotation, molecular function: proteasome-activating activity; ATP hydrolysis activity; ATP binding. Gene Ontology annotation, cellular component: proteasome regulatory particle, base subcomplex. The record is from RefSeq and is a predicted model, not a curated record. Gene Ontology annotation, biological process: proteasome-mediated ubiquitin-dependent protein catabolic process. The coding region runs from base 138 to 1307 and encodes 389 amino acids. The transcript has 2 exons. Lineage: Eukaryota; Fungi; Ascomycota; Sordariomycetes; Hypocreales; Nectriaceae.
CAGUCUCCGAUUUCCAUCAUAUCCUCCGCCUUCACUCCCAUCCCGCCCCCUGCGCAAACCACGCAAACACCCUAUCCUCACUCUACGAAUUAUCUACUUCGACAUCGUUUCCCUGACGUCAAGGGAGCUCCGCCAAGAUGGCGCUGGACGCGUACUACCACAACAAGAUCGAGGCUAUGAAGCUCGAGAUCCUCAAGGGUCAAGCUGCACUUCGCCGCCUCGAGGCUCAGAGAAACGACUACAACUCCCGCGUACGAUUGUUGAGAGAAGAGCUGGGUCUUCUGCAACAGCCUGGAUCCUAUGUCGGCGAGGUUGUCAAGGUGAUGAGUACUAAGAAGGUUCUCGUCAAGGUGCACCCAGAAGGCAAAUAUGUUGUCGAUGUAUCGGAUAGCGUCGAUAUCGGAAAGCUCACACCCGGAAAACGAGUCACUCUUUUGUCUGACAGCUACAAACUGGAAAAGAUGCUUCCAUCUUCGGUCGACCCUCUCGUCUCCCUCAUGAUGGUGGAGAAGGUUCCAGACAGCACAUACGACAUGAUUGGUGGUCUGGACCAACAGAUCAAGGAGAUCAAGGAAGUUAUCGAGCUUGGUCUCAAGCACCCCGAGCUUUUCGAGUCGCUCGGUAUUGCACAGCCCAAGGGAGUUCUGCUCUACGGUCCUCCCGGUACCGGAAAGACACUGCUGGCACGAGCCGUCGCCCAUCACACUGCCUGCAAGUUUAUUCGAGUGUCAGGUUCCGAGCUGGUACAAAAGUACAUUGGAGAGGGUAGCCGAAUGGUGCGAGAACUCUUCGUCAUGGCUCGAGAGCAUGCUCCUUCCAUCAUCUUCAUGGAUGAGAUUGACAGCAUUGGUUCUUCGCGAGUAGAGGGCUCUUCUGGAGGCGACUCGGAAGUGCAGCGAACCAUGCUUGAGCUGCUGAACCAGCUCGACGGCUUCGAGCCCACUAAGAACAUCAAGGUCAUCAUGGCCACCAACCGACUCGAUAUUCUCGACCCCGCCCUCCUUCGACCAGGACGUAUCGACCGCAAGAUUGAGUUCCCCCCACCUAGCGUCGAGGCUCGUGCGGAUAUUCUCCGAAUCCACAGCCGUAAGAUGAACCUGACCCGUGGCAUCAACCUCACCAAGAUUGCCGAGAAGAUGAACGGUUGCUCUGGUGCUGAGCUCAAGGGUGUGUGUACGGAGGCUGGCAUGUACGCUCUCCGUGAGAGGAGAGUUCACGUCACGCAGGAGGACUUUGAGCUUGCCACAGCAAAGAUCCUCAACAAGCACGACGACAAGGAGGUGUCGCUGGGCAAGCUCUGGAAGUAAAGAAAACGCAAGAGGAGGCGCCUUUUUCUAUCGAUCUAUCGCUAUUCUGUCUCUGCUGGUGGUACAUCUGCCGGGUCCGCAAUGGGGUCUGGUUAUUCAUAGAUGGGAUGGGACAUGGCAGCGGGAGGGAGUUGUAAGGAUAAUCAAUUGUACCAGCGGAAACAAUGAUAGCCAAGCGCAUUCGUG